Molecule: messenger RNA, 1641 nt
Organism: Arvicanthis niloticus (Nile rat)
Lineage: Eukaryota; Metazoa; Chordata; Mammalia; Rodentia; Muridae
Source: RefSeq, a predicted model, not a curated record
AUGAAUGCUUCUCUGGUAAAUGCUCCCCAGGGCCUGUUAACAUUCAACGAUGUGACUGUGGACUUCUCAGAGGAGGAAUGGGAAUGUCUUGACCGUGCUCAGAGGGGACUGUACUUGACUGUGAUGUUGGAGAAUUACAGCAAUCUAUUUUUUGUGGAGAAUCAUCACACAUGUCAUAAAUAUGAGAAUGUUCAAGACACACAGCAUAUUGUUGAUGAGCAUGUGAAUAUCCAUGAGAAGUCUUAUAAAUGUCCUGAGCUAGGCAAAAUCAUUCAUAAAUCCACUGAAUGUACACCUUAUAAAACUAACCUUGGGGAUACAUCUAUUGAAUCAUCAAAACGAAACAGACAUGAAACUGGAAACACCAGAGAACCUUGCCAAUCUAAAAACUGUAUAAACUGUUUAAAUUUGUGUUCUAGCAUUAGUGUAAAUCAAGGAAUCCACAUAGGAAAGAAAAAACACAAUGGCACAGCAAUUGAUAAGGUUUUCCACUCUAAACAAAAACUCAUGCUGAAACAAACCAAUAAUGGAAAGCAAACUUACAAAUGUAGUGAAUGUGAGAAAUGCUUCACCAAGAAAUGUGAUCUUAGAAUUCAUCAGAGAAUUCAUACAGGGGAGAAACCUUACAAAUGUCAUGAGUGUAUUAAAUCUUUUACCCAGAAAUGCAAUCUUAGAAGACAUCAGAGAAUUCAUACAGGAGAGAAACCUUACAAAUGUCAUGAGUGUGACCAAUGCUUUACCCACCAAUGCAGUCUUAUUAUUCAUCAGAGAAUUCAUACAGGAGAGAAAGCUUACAAAUGUACUGAAUGUGACAAAUUCUUUGCACGCAAAAGUGAGCUUAGAAGUCAUCAGAGAAUUCAUACAGGAGAGAAACCUUACAGGUGUAGUAAAUGUGAAAAACAUUUUACCACCAAAGGUGAGCUUAGAAGUCAUCAGAGAAUUCAUAUAGGAGAGAAGCCUUACAAAUGUAGCGAAUGUGGCAAAUACUUUACCCAAAAAGGCAGUCUUAUUAUUCAUCAGAGAAUUCAUACAGGAGAGAAGCCUUACAAAUGUAGUGAAUGUGACAAAUGUUUUACCCAAAAAUGCAGUCUUAUUUUUCAUCAGAGGAUUCAUACAGGAGAGAAUCCUCACAAAUGUAGUGAAUGUGACAAAUGCUUCACCCUCAAAAGUGAUCUUAGAGUUCAUCAGAGAAUUCACACAGGAGAGAAACCUUACAAAUGUAGUGAAUGUGAUGUGUCUUUUAUCAAGAAAUCCAAUCUUAGAAGACAUCAGAGAAUUCAUACAGGAGAGAAACCUUACAAAUGUACUGAAUGUGAAAAAUCCUUUACCCACAAAUGCAGUCUUAGUAUUCAUCAGAGAAGUCAUACAGGAGAGAGACCUUACAAGUGUAGUGAAUGUGACAAACGCUUUACCAACAAAGGAUACCUUGUAAGUCAUCAGAGGAAUCAUACAGGAGAGAAACCUUACAAAUGUGAUGAAUGUGACAAAUGUUUUACCCACAAAUGCAGUCUUAGUAUUCAUCAGAGAUCUCAUACAGAAGAGAAACCUUAUAUAUGUAGUGAAUGUGGUAAAUUCUUUAGCCACAAAUGUAGUCUUCGCACUCAUCAAAGAAUGCAUACAGUAGACAAACUUUACAAAUGA